Rhopilema esculentum is the source of this 2650-nucleotide messenger RNA. NCBI's taxonomy places the organism in Eukaryota, Metazoa, Cnidaria, Scyphozoa, Rhizostomeae, Rhizostomatidae. The record is from RefSeq and is a predicted model, not a curated record.
AGAAACUAAAAUAAGGAAAAAAAACUCUGUAGAGAACGAUACCGGGGUCGAAGUAAAUAUCGGGCACAAUGUAGACAAUGUAAAUAAAUACAAAGAGAGAGACUCCCUGGAUGAAUUUGAAAAUUAUGAAUCAUUUCAAAUUUUGAAAUCGCAAUCGGCAAAAAUCCUUCGUCGUAAAUGUAUUUCUUCUUUAGAAACAUUAAAGAACAAGAUCUUCGAGUGUCAUGAAAGAGUUACGCUGAAAGAAACGUUAGAUACAUUAAAUGAUAUGGUGAAAAGAGUCAAUAAAACUCUUCUUAAAGAUCCGAGUCAAAGUAUCCCAUUGACCUCAUGCAAGUCGCAGGCCCUUAUCCAAAACAGGACAGGAACAAAGGACAAAAUUCUACCAUUAAAAAGAAACAACUCUCGCAAGCGCAAACAAGAACACUGGAGGUCUCGAGGUCGCUGUGGUCAAGCAGCUAGUGCAUUUCGCGAGUCAAAAAAGUUCAAGCUGUCCAGUGAAGAUAAAGAAAAAGAAGUCGAAGUAAGCAUCGUGACGGGAGAUCUGGUCAAGUCAGAAAAUGUAGCAAAUUCAACGCCAGUACCCGAAGAAUUUUAUGAAAGUGCGCCUGCAAGCCGUCCUGGACAAAAUGUUGCAAAGCCUACCUGCAGUGCAGACCGGUCAGCGAUACCAUUAUGGGGAGGAUCUAUUGCAACAGGGAACAGAGUUGUCAAGCUCUCCAAUACUUGCCCAGUUGAUAAUUGGCUUAUGCUACUAGCAGUCGCAAAUCUCGCACAUUCAAACGCAUAUCGUGCAGCUUGGAGCAUGGCAUACAAUGAUGAAAUAGCUAAAGUCUUUAGAUUCGUGCCGCUGUGCCAGUAUCUUGAAGCUAAGUUGCACAUUGCCAAAAUGAAUGGAUUAGAACCAGUCAACAACACAAUAAACAUGUAUGGUAAUGAACAGGAGUUGUUUAUUCGUUAUCUCUCAUUCGCCUUUGAGCAUUCGAUUAGAUCCACUUGCUCUAGUCCAGCAUGCCCCCAAGGUGUAUUGAAUAAAACAUUCAAGCUUUUCCCUCGUUUGCCUGGAUCAACGCAGUAUUUAGCAGAUGAUGUUACAUCUUUUGUCAAUGAAUGGCUUUUGAACGGUUCCUUGUCACGCUGUGGACGAAAAAUGCAAGGAGAGUCAUUUCCAAUCGACCUCACAUUUCCUAGUGAGCAGCUCAACACAGAAACCGGAAAAAAUGAAAUAAAAUUUUACUGCAAUGGUCAAAGGUCAUUUGAAGCAAAGAAAUUCAUCAAGUGUGAAAUUCCCCCCUUGUUAUCGACAAAGCUUUCUUUCGAGAAGAAAUUGGAACAUUUCGAUAAAUACGUUCAUGUAACCGCAGCGCUCUUAGGCGUAGAAGAUUUGUUUCACGAACAAAAAGCGGCACUCAAGAGUUUUUUCAGUGGCAAAGAUCUUUACUACAGUUUACCCACAGGAUCAGGAAAAUCUUUGAUUUUUCAAAGUAUUGCGCCACUAAUUGAUAUGUUCAAAGGUCAAGCUUUAGGAACCAGUACUGUUUUGGUUGUAACGCCAAUAAAAAAUGAACUAAUGCUUGAUCAAGUUGCAAAGAUGAAGAAUACAGCAGUAACAGCAGCUGCUAUAUUCGAUGGACAGACAAAAGAAAUUCUGCAAGAGAUAGAAAACGGCGAAUUUUCACUUGUUUAUGCUUCACCUGAGAUAUUUCUGGAAUCUGAUCACUGGAGAAUUUGGCAGAAUUUAGGAAGAAAGUUGGCAGAAUUUAGGUCACUUUUGCUAAAUCCAAGAUGUGCAGUAUUUACAGCCACAGCUUCAAAGGCAACAAAAAUGAAAAUUUUUGAGUUGCUCCAAAUGAACAUCUUAAAAACAAACAUAAUUGAAAAAGAUCCUAUUAAAAACAAUAUUCGGUUUUUUGUCAAAUAUAUUGAUAAUGAUACGCCCUUGGAUGUCAUUUUUUCAAAAAUAAUAAAUGAUGUAAAAGUUUAUGCUCAAACUUCAGAGGGAACACUAGUAUUUUGCAGAACUCGCAAGCAAUGCAGCAUGAUCUAUCAAGUUUUUGGUAAUGUCCUUGGGAACAACAUCUACAAAAAUGGAGAAAUAUCACCAAGGAUGCGCCUGGUAGAGAUGUUCCAUGCUGGAACUCCAGAAAAUGUAAAACACCACAUUUUAGAACAGCUCACUAAUACCAAUGGUCAUAUUAGAGUUUUAAUAUGUACAAUUGCAUUUGGUAUGGGAGUUGAUUGCCAGUACAUUACCAAAAUAGUACAUUAUGGAGGGUCAAAUAGUUGCGAAACUUAUAUACAAGAAUGUGGUCGUGCAGGUAGAAGAGGGGAGCCCAGCCUUGCAAUACUACUCUUCAAUGGUUGUUUGUUGAAGCACAGUGACCAAGAAUUGAAAAAUUAUACCAUGUCAAAUGAAUGCAGAAGAAAAACAUUAAGUUGCAAUUUUGACAGGGAUAGCCCUUCCAUUACUGAAAACACUGGAUGCAUUUGCUGUGAUAUAUGUGCACAAGAGUGUGAUUGCCAACAAGAAAAUUGCAGUAAAAACUAUUUACUUUUUAUAAAAAGUAAAGAUACAAAUCCACAAAAUAAAGUUCGAAUCACAAACAGAAAUUUAAUCUCACAACUUCAAAGUGCUCUAGAAAGAUAUUAA